Acipenser ruthenus (sterlet) is the source of this 1231-nucleotide messenger RNA. Its product is annotated as four and a half LIM domains protein 2-like. NCBI's taxonomy places the organism in Eukaryota, Metazoa, Chordata, Actinopteri, Acipenseriformes, Acipenseridae. The transcript is spliced from 6 exons. The record is from RefSeq and is a predicted model, not a curated record. Gene Ontology annotation, cellular component: Z disc; nucleus. Bases 54 to 899 code for a protein of 281 amino acids. Gene Ontology annotation, molecular function: transcription coregulator activity.
GCUCACCACAGAGCCUUGUAACAUCAUCAGACAGAAGCUUGUACAUCAGAAACAUGAGUGCUGAGCGUUUUGACUGUCACUAUUGCAAGACCUCUCUACUGGGCAAACAAUAUAUCUUAAGAGAGGAAACCCAGUACUGCACCAAGUGCUAUGAGAACCUGUUUGCCAACUGCUGUGAAGACUGUGGGAAGCCAAUCGGGUGCAACUGCAAGGAUCUGUCAUACAAGGACCGCCACUGGCACGAACAGUGCUUCAAGUGUGCUCAGUGCAGCAAGGCUUUAGUGGAAAAGCUCUUUGCUGCCAAGGAUGAGCUCCUUCUUUGCACAGAUUGCUAUUCUCAAGAGUACUCCUCCAAAUGCUUUACCUGCAAGAAGACCAUCAUGCCAGGUUCCCGCAAAAUGGAGUACAGGGGAAAUUCUUGGCAUGAAACCUGCUUCUUGUGUCAUCGCUGUCAGCAGCCAAUAGGAACCAAGUCUUUUAUUCCGAAAGAUAAUGGUUACUUUUGUGUGCCAUGCUUUGAGAAGCAGUUUGCUUACCAGUGCAACUCCUGUAAAAAAGCCAUAACAACUGGUGGGGUGACUUACCAUGACAAGCCCUGGCACAGGGAGUGCUUCCUGUGUACUGGGUGUAAGAAGCAGCUGGCAGGGCAGCGCUUUACCUCCAGAGAUGAGUUUUCUUACUGCCUGGAUUGCUUCAGCAGCCUCUAUGCAAAGAAGUGUGUGGGCUGCACCAAGCCCAUCACAACAGGCCUGGCUGGCGUGAAGUACAUCUCGUUUGAAGAGCGGCAGUGGCACACCGAGUGCUUCACCUGUAUGAAGUGCUCCGUGUCUCUGGUUGGACGAGGAUUCCUCACGCACCGGGAUGAUACCCUGUGCACAGAUUGUGGACGAGAGAAAUAGAUGCAGAAGUCUAGAUCUUUUUCCAGAAGGGUUUAUUGAGUGAUGUAGUCUUGGUUAUGCAACAUAUGGACUAAACUUUAACUUGUGUGCUAAUUUUUUUUUUUUUUUUGUAGAAUGUGCACUUUCAAACUAGGACAAUGUCAAAAUCUUGUGUUUUCAAAAGAGUAUAACUCACUGAAAUCACAGAGAAUAUGUACCAAAAAGCAGUGUAUCAUAUUACAGUAAUUGUGUUUGUUUUGCAGCCAGUCCAUACAAAUGUACCAAAAUGCAUAUUUUAUUUUGCAGCUAUUCUAGUGAAUGAGCUUCUCCCACAAUAUAUAUAUAUAUAUAUA